AUGGUAUCCGACAAGUUUUAUGCUAUUGUAGCGGGCAUUGGCCCAGCAACUGGGAGGUCAGUCGCUCUGCGCUUCGCCGAGGCGUAUCCAGUGGUCCUGCUGUCGCGUCAGCCGGACAGCUACAAGGAUGUCGUUGCGCAGAUCAACAAGAAUGGCGGAAAAGCAAUCGGCAUCUCCGCCGACGUGACGGACCCGGCUUCCUUUGCUUCGGCACUCGAAACCAUCAAGAAGGACUUUGCGGAUUUGCACCUUGUCGCCGCGAUUUAUAAUGUCCGCCCCAACCUGCGACAAAGCCGUAAACCGUUCCUCGAGCUGACGCGGGCGGAUCUGGACACGAGUCUCACUGGUAACAUCGGUGGUCUCUUCAACUUUGCUCAGGGCGUAGUGCCGCUGCUUCUCCAGGCUGUGGAUCGUUCCCCAUUGCCGCCGACCCUGAUCGUCACCGGAGCGACCGCAUCUAUUAGAGGCUCCAAGCUGUGGUCUGUCAUCGCGGCCGGGAAAUCUGGGGCGCGCAUCUUGACACAGUCCCUCGCCAGGGAGUUUGGUCCCGAAGGAGUUCACGUCGCACACGCCAUCAUUGACGGCGGCAUUGAUGUCCCGGACGCAGAGCAUGCUGAUCGCAACGAUGCUGCACCGGACGGCAAAUUGAGUCCCUACGCUAUCGCCGAGAGCUACUGGAGUCUGCACACGCAGCACAAAUCUGCCUGGACGCAGGAGAUUGACUUGCGGCCGUUCAACGAGAAAUUUUAA
Messenger RNA from Fonsecaea pedrosoi CBS 271.37, 750 nucleotides. RefSeq lists its product as uncharacterized. NCBI's taxonomy places the organism in Eukaryota, Fungi, Ascomycota, Eurotiomycetes, Chaetothyriales, Herpotrichiellaceae. Bases 1 to 750 code for a protein of 249 amino acids. The transcript is spliced from 3 exons. The record is from RefSeq and is a predicted model, not a curated record.